AUGUCUAAUAGACCAAGAGGACCUAGACAACAACAACCAUAUCAAAACUACCAUCACAAACAAUCACGUCAAAGACAAUCCGAUUAUAGAGAUAGAGAUGAAUAUUAUUCAAAUAGUAGAAAUUAUAAUAGUGGACCACCAAAAGGUCCUAGAAACUUUCAACAACCACCAAAAAGACCUCUGAAUUUCCCAACUGGUCCAUCAAAUAAAAGAAGAAGAGAUGAUUCAUACAGCAGUAGAAGUUCAUAUAUUCCAAAAGCACCACCAGAAGAAGAUCAACUUGAACAAAGACAAAUAUAUUCAAUAACUUCAAAAUCAACAUCAUUUGAAAAAAUAAAACAAGUUGGACAAGGUACUUAUGGUAAAGUUUAUAAAGCAUCAAAUACAAUCACCAAGGAAAUUGUUGCAAUGAAAAUGUUAAAACUAGAAAAUGAAAGAGAAGGAUUUCCAAUAACAGCUAUAAGAGAAAUAAAAUUAUUACAAUCAUUUGAUCAUCCAAAUAUAGUAAGUUUAUUAGAAUUAAUGAUUGAAAAAAAUUAUAUAUAUAUGGUAUUUGAUUAUUUGGAACAUGAUUUGACAGGGUUAUUAAGUCAAGUCGAACUAAAUAAUGGUCAUAGAAAAAAUUUAUUUCAUCAACUAUUGGAAGGAUUAAAUUAUUUACAUAAAAAAAGGAUUAUUCAUAGAGAUAUAAAAGGUUCAAAUAUUUUAAUAGAUUCAAAAGGUAAACUUAAAAUAGCAGAUUUUGGAUUAGCAAGAACUAUACAAAUUGGAGAAGUACAUGAUUUUACAAAUAGAGUUAUAACAUUAUGGUAUAGACCUCCUGAAUUAUUAUUAGGUGCAACCAAUUAUAGUACUGAUGUUGAUAUAUGGGGUAUAGGUUGUUUAUUAUUGGAAUUAUAUACUAAAAUUGCAGUUUUCAGAGGGAUGGAUGAAAUAAGUCAACUACAAUCAAUUUUUAAUUUAGUUGGAACUCCCACCACUGAAACUUGGCCACAAAUUGCUUCCCUUCCAUGGUAUGAAAUGUUAAAACCGAAAAUUAAUAUAACUUCAAAACUAAAAACAAAAUUUAAAGAUAUUUUGGGAGUUGACGCUUUUGAAUUAGCUGAAAAUUUAUUACAAUUAAAUCCAGAAAAAAGAUACAGUGCAGAAGAAGCUUUAGCACAUGUAUAUUUCAAAAAUGAUCCUCAACCACAACCUUUGGAAUUCUUGGCUGAUUUCAAACAUGAAUGGCAUGAAUUUGAAACAAAGGAGAAAAGACGAGAAGAAAGGAAAAAACUAAAAGAGUUGGAAGAUGCUGCUAUUUAG
Molecule: messenger RNA, 1305 nt
Organism: Lodderomyces jiufengensis
Lineage: Eukaryota; Fungi; Ascomycota; Pichiomycetes; Serinales; Debaryomycetaceae
Product: cyclin-dependent serine/threonine protein kinase
Exons: 1
Coding region: 1-1305 (434 amino acids)
Biological process (GO): protein phosphorylation; positive regulation of transcription elongation by RNA polymerase II; transcription elongation by RNA polymerase II
Cellular component (GO): cyclin/CDK positive transcription elongation factor complex; nucleus
Molecular function (GO): cyclin binding; ATP binding; cyclin-dependent protein serine/threonine kinase activity
Source: RefSeq, a predicted model, not a curated record